Messenger RNA from Coregonus clupeaformis (lake whitefish), 759 nucleotides. RefSeq names its product heat shock protein beta-7. The coding region runs from base 189 to 479 and encodes 96 amino acids. The transcript is spliced from 3 exons. The record is from RefSeq and is a predicted model, not a curated record. Lineage: Eukaryota; Metazoa; Chordata; Actinopteri; Salmoniformes; Salmonidae.
GACUCCCUCUCACACACAGUACAAAGGACAGUACGCGAGGACAAAAGAUAGGGCUGAUAGUGGAGCCUGUAGUGGACAGUGAAGUCUCCUCACAGUAAUGCAUUGGAUGGAUUAAUACAGUGGAAACUACUGAAUAUUUACAAUUUCCACCAUUUACCUCCUCACGUCAACUGCACUCAAAAUCCUGCAUGGAGCGAACUCAAGACCACUCUCAUCCUACGGGAAAGAUCCAGUCGAUGGGAGACAUGUACCUGUUCACAGUGGAUGUGAGUGAGUUCUCUCCAGAGGAUGUCAUCAUCACAUCGUCAAACAACCUUAUAGAAGUCUAUGCGGAGAAACUAGCAGAGGAUGGCACGGUUAGGAACACUUUUGCCCACAAGUGCCAGUUGCCGGGGGACGUGGAUCCAAUGUCUGUGACAACCUCAUUGGAAAAAAGUGGUGACUGUCUGACUCUGACUGUCAAAGCCAGAAGAAAUUAGUCUUCCAUAGGAUGUGGGAGGUGUGGAAAAGUUUAAACACACACACAGCAAUCAGGUUGCAUUCAUUCAGAUGAUUAUAUUCAAUUAAUUAUUUUAAUUUAAUUCACAUUAAAUUCUAACUUGGGGAAUGGGGAGGGGCAUAAUGUCCCUAGGACAACAUCUAUUCUUGAAUGAGGCCCCUGGGAAUGGUGCUCCCCAGUGCCUAAUUUUUAUAUAGGAUUUUAAUAUAGCCGAAUGUUAUUAUUAAUUAUUUUUAUUUUUGUAACUUUGUUUUUGAAAU